AUAGCAUAAAGUUAAAUCACAUUAAACUAACAUAUUACUUUAUUAACAAUGUUCUUUUUCAAAUGUGUAUUGUCUAUAAAUUUUCGAAAGUUCUACUAUCUCGUGUGAAAUUUGCCGUAAUUCGUAUGAAAAAUUAGAUUUGUUUUCAAAAGAUGAACCGUUAUUUUAAAACUGUGCGCAUGCAGAGAAGAUAAUGUGACGCAAUAUACAGCAAUGUACAAUCUCGAUUGGGGAAAUAAACCGACAAUGCUAUAUAGUGUGAAUCGGACUGAAUCAGGCACAGUUUGCGUUUACUUGAGAAAGCGAGUGGACGGUGAACUAUCAUCGAUGUUGGGCAUAUGCCAAUAUAUCGUAUAAUUGUGCAUUUCUACGGACGACUGUCUUGUGGCCAGAUACAACCUUUACUCGAAAUUGGAGAUAUCUAUUAGUUAAUGUAUAACAUCUUAUCAAGUGUCUCAGAAAACUUAUGAAGAAAUACGAUAAACUGUAUAAUCGAAAUAUAACUGAAUAAGAAAACUAAUGAAAAAGUAAAUGUAUCAUUAGGCAGAAUCAAACUAUGGAUCAAUUUUGUGGUACCAAAUUUUGGGAUAAUGACAAAGUAUGGAAUACACACGAUCCAGAUAUCCCAGAAUGUUUUCAAAAAACUAUAUUACUAUGGGUACCAUGCUCAUUUUUAUGGCUUUUCUCUGCGAUAGAAGUUUAUUAUCUUAUAAACAGUAAAAGAAAGAAUAUUCCAUAUACAUGGUUAUAUGUUUCUAAACAAGUGUUUAUAGCAGCAUUAAUUGUACUUAGUAUCAUUGAUUUAGGAGAGGCUAUACAUAGAAGUACUUCUCGGUUUGUUUAUAGUGUUGAUUAUUGUACACCGUUAGUGAAAAUAAUUUCUCUUAUUCUAGUAUUUACAUUAGUAGUAUAUAAUAGAAAAUGUGGAAUGCAAACCUCUGGACUAUUGUUUUUAUUUUGGUUUCUUCUUGCACUGUGUGGAGUUGUUCAAUACAGAAGUUUACUAAGGCAAUAUAUCAAUGGGGGAGAAGUAACCUAUUCCUUUGUAUCGUACAUGAUAUAUUACCCAAUAGUGGUACUUCUGUUCUUGUUGAACUUUUUGGUUGAUGCAGAACCAAAAUAUUCUGAAUAUCCAAGGGUAGAAAGACCAUGUCCAGAGCAAAAAUCUUCCUUUCCUGCAAAAAUUUUGUUUAGUUGGUUUGAUCCAAUGGCAUGGCAAGGCUUCAAAAAACCUUUGGAAGCUACAGAUUUAUGGUCUAUGAAUGCAGAGGAUACAGCUAGUGAAAUCGUACCAAGAUUUGAUAAAUAUUGGAAUAAAAAUGCACAAAACAGUAACAAAGUAUUUUGGACUUGUUUUAGUGUACAAAGCACUAAGGCAUCGUUUAGAAAGUCAUCGGGUCAAGUAGAUUUUAAUAGCGGACGUAGAAAGAAGGUAUCGUCGGUUUUACCACCUCUUUGUAAAGCUUUUGGUGCUACUUUUCUAUUUGGAGCUCUACUUAAAUUUGUGCAAGAUAUUAUGGCUUUUGUUAGUCCACAAAUAUUGAAACUACUCAUUCAAUUUAUCGAGGGGCAUGAAACAAUCUGGAAAGGCUAUUUGUAUGCAGUUUUACUCCUGGUUACAGCUAUAUUUCAAACAUUAAUUUUAUCACAAUACUUUCAUCGCAUGUUCUUAGUUGGAUUGCGAAUACGUACUGCAUUAAUAGCUGCAAUUUAUCGAAAGGCAUUAAGAAUGUCUAAUUCUGCCAGAAAGGAAUCAACACUUGGUGAAAUAGUGAAUUUAAUGUCUGUGGAUGCGCAGAGAUUUAUGGAUUUAACAGCGUACAUAAAUAUGAUUUGGUCUGCACCGCUGCAAAUAAUGUUAGCUUUAUACUUUUUGUGGGAAAUAUUAGGACCAGCUGCACUUGCUGGUUUAGCCGUUCUACUUAUUCUUAUCCCAAUAAACGUAUUGAUCACAAAUAGAGUGAAAACAUUGCAAAUCAGACAAAUGAAGCACAAAGAUGAAAGAGUGAAGUUAAUGAAUGAAGUUCUCAAUGGUAUAAAAGUAUUAAAGUUAUAUGCAUGGGAACCUUCGUUUGAAGAGCAAAUACUUAAGAUACGUAUGAAAGAAAUCAAAGUAUUAAAGGAAGCUGCAUAUCUUAAUUCUGGAACAAGUUUUAUCUGGUCUUUUGCUCCCUUUUUAGUAUCCUUAGUAUCCUUUGCAACAUAUGUACUUAUAGAUGAAAACAAUCGUUUAGAUAGCAAAAUUGCUUUUGUUUCACUCAGUCUUUUUAAUAUCUUAAGGUUUCCUCUUUCUAUAUUACCUAUGAUGAUUGGUAACAUGGUUCAGGCUUACGUGUCCGUAAAACGUAUUAACAAAUUCAUGAAUACAGAAGAAUUGGACCCUAAUAAUGUUCAACACGAUCCAUCCGAGCCACACGAACUAUUAAUCGAGAAUGGCACUUUUACAUGGGAUAUGGAAAAUGUUGAAAAACCAACAUUAAAAAAUAUCAAUAUACAAGUAGAACAGGGUCAGUUGGUAGCUGUUGUUGGUACAGUGGGAUCAGGUAAAAGUUCUCUUAUAGCUGCAUUUCUUGGAGAGAUGGACAGAAUAAGUGGCAGAGUUAAUACAAAAGGCUCGAUUGCAUACGUAUCUCAACAAGCAUGGAUACAAAAUGCAUCAUUGCAAGAUAAUGUUUUAUUUGGAAAACCAUUGCAUAAAAGCUCGUAUAAUCGUAUAAUUGAUGCAUGUGCAUUGUGUCCAGAUUUAAAAAUAUUGCCUGCAGGUGAUCAAACUGAAAUUGGAGAAAAGGGUAUAAAUUUAUCGGGUGGACAAAAGCAAAGAGUAGCAUUAGCAAGAGCAGUGUACAAUGAUUCCGAUGUUUAUUUCUUGGAUGAUCCGUUGAGUGCUGUAGACUCACAUGUCGGAAAACACAUAUUUGAAAAUGUGAUUGGCAGUAGUGGUCUGCUUAAGAAGAAAACAAGAAUACUUGUUACGCAUGGCAUUACCUACUUACCAGAGGUCGAUAAUAUCAUUGUACUUAAAGAUGGCGAAAUAACAGAAGUUGGAAGUUACAAACAGCUUCUAGAGAAAAGGGGAGCUUUUGCUGAAUUUUUAGUGCAACAUCUUCAAGAAGUUGGAAAUCUGCAUGCUGAUGAUGGCUCAGAAGCAGAUUUAAAUGAAAUUAAACAACAAUUGGAAUCAACGAUAGGAUCAAGCGAACUGCAACAGAAAUUAGCAAAGGGUAAAUCAAGAGUAUCAGAAAGUCACAGUGAGUCUGGUUCUAUACCCGACAGAAAAUCAUUAAAUGGCUCUUUAAAACGACAGUAUUCUACAGAUAGUCAACAAUCUGGAAGUUAUUUACACAGUAAUAAUCAAAAGGAGACAAAAUUGAAAUCGCUAAAAUUACCAGAAAAAUUAAUAGACGUAGAAAAAAGUGAGACUGGAAGUGUUAAAUGGCAAGUGUAUUCUCAUUACUUCAAAUCCAUUGGAUGGUUUUUAUCGAUAUCAACUAUCAUAAUGAAUGCUAUUUUCCAAGGAUUUAGUAUUGGUUCAAAUUCUUGGCUUGGUCUAUGGUCCGAUGAUAACUUGACAGAUUAUAAUAAAAAUAAUACAUUCGAUAGAGCAAAACAAGAUCUAUAUCUUGGAGUAUAUGGUGGACUUGGUCUUGGACAGGCGAUGGCGAGUUUUUUCUGCGAUUUGGCACCGCAGCUGGGCUGUUGGCUGGCUGCUCGCCAGAUGCACAUAGUGAUGCUGCGUGCUGUGAUGCGUGCUCCAUUGACCUUCUUUGAUACGACUCCUACUGGUCGUAUUAUCUCCAGGUUUGCUAAAGACGUCGACGUCCUGGAUACAUCUCUUCCUCAACAAAUUUCUGAUAGCAUCUAUUGCUUGUUUGAGGUUAUAGCCACUCUAGUGGUUAUAAGUUUUAGCACACCAAUAUUUAUAGCAGUUAUAAUACCAAUAGGUGUACUUUAUUACUUUAUUCAACGACUAUAUGUUGCAAGUUCCCGACAACUGAAACGUUUAGAAUCCGUUUCAAGAUCUCCUAUAUACUCGCAUUUUAGUGAGUCAGUAUCUGGGGCACAGAUGAUCAGAGCAUUUGGUGUACAAGAACGAUUUAUUCGUGAAUCCGAAAGUAAAGUGGAUUUUAAUCAAGUGUGCUAUUAUCCUAGUAUAAUUGCAAAUAGGUGGCUGGCAGUACGUUUGGAAAUGGUUGGAAACUUAAUUAUCUUUUUUGCUGCAUUUUUUUCUGUAUUAAAUAGAGAUACUAUGGCGUCCGGUACAGUUGGUCUGUCUGUCAGUUAUGCCUUACAAGUUACUCAGACAUUAAAUUGGCUAGUAAGAAUGACUUCUGAUGUUGAAACAAAUAUAGUAGCGGUAGAAAGAAUAAAAGAAUAUACAGAAACUCCUCAAGAAGCAGCGUGGAAAAAUCCGAAUUAUACGCCGCCUAAUGAAUGGCCUACGCAGGGACACGUUGAAUUUAUAGAUUACAAAGUUCGUUAUAGAGAAGGCCUAGAACUUGUACUUCAUGGAUUAACAUUUACCAUUAAAGGGGGGGAGAAAGUUGGUAUUGUCGGUAGAACCGGUGCUGGAAAGUCUUCAUUGACAUUGGGUUUAUUUAGAAUAAUAGAAGCAGCUGCGGGACAAAUUUUUAUCGAUGAUAUUGAUAUUGCCAAAUUGGGUCUGCAUGAUCUAAGAUCUAGAUUAACUAUCAUACCCCAAGAUCCUGUACUAUUCUCAGGAAGUUUGAGGAUUAACUUGGAUCCUUUCAAUCGUCACACUGAUGACGAAAUAUGGAGAGCUUUGGAACACGCGCAUCUUAAAUAUUUUAUAAAAAAUUUGCCAAAUGGUAUUUUACACGAAGUAACCGAAGGUGGAGAAAAUUUGAGCAUAGGUCAACGACAGUUGAUAUGUUUAGCAAGAGCAUUACUUCGAAAAACAAAAGUACUUAUUCUCGACGAAGCAACAGCAUCAGUCGAUCUAGAAACAGAUGAUUUAAUACAAACAACAAUUAGACAAGAAUUUAAAGAUUGUACGGUUCUUACAAUAGCUCAUAGACUUAAUACAAUUCUCGAUUCAGACAGGGUCAUUGUACUGGAUAAUGGACUUAUUGUGGAAUACGAGUCCCCAGAAGCGUUACUUAAUAAUUCGUCUACUGUAUUCUAUAGUAUAGCUAAAGAUGCAGGCCUUGCAACUUAAAUGAAGCGCAUAUCAUGAGUAUUG
Molecule: messenger RNA, 5200 nt
Organism: Colletes gigas
Lineage: Eukaryota; Metazoa; Arthropoda; Insecta; Hymenoptera; Colletidae
Product: multidrug resistance-associated protein 1-like
Exons: 23
Coding region: 557-5176 (1539 amino acids)
Biological process (GO): transmembrane transport
Cellular component (GO): membrane
Molecular function (GO): ABC-type transporter activity; ATP binding; ATP hydrolysis activity
Source: RefSeq, a predicted model, not a curated record